UUCGUGCUCAUUUUUCUUUUAUCUAACGUUAAAUAAAAAGGCCCGAGUACAUAAUUUGAUUGAGGCUCGUGCGCUGCUUGUUUUGAGGAAGUUUUACGGGUCGUUUCACGGCCCGUGGGCGGAUCUCGUCGACGGACCGGAUGCACCAUCUGGUGGCGGUGUUUAACUUCAUUUUUUUCUCCUCAGGGGUGGUGGCCGCCGCUGUUUUUUUUUUUUUUUGCAUCACAACCUCUUUUCCAGAUCGGCCCACCAAAGCAUGGGAAUGUUGCGAGGGAUCUUCUGACGAAAACUCGCGUUAAAGUGCCGGACAAGUUUCUUCAACUCCCCCCCCCCCCCCAAAAAAACCCAGCCGCCUCCACGUCACCGGAGCUCGCGCGCGCCACCAGAGACCCGCUAGCGAGACGCCGAGGGAAACAUUGCAGGCGGCGAGCGAUUCCGGACAAAGGAAAAAAAAAGGAGAGACUUGUGAGCUAACGUUAGCCGGCUCCCGGGGGCUAGCUUAGCAUUCCUGUAGCCGCGGCGCAAUGCAGGCCAUAAAGUGUGUCGUUGUCGGAGACGGAGCUGUGGGUAAGACCUGCCUGCUCAUCAGCUACACCACCAAUGCCUUUCCAGGAGAGUACAUCCCCACAGUGUUCGACAACUAUUCCGCCAAUGUUAUGGUGGACGGGAAGCCGGUGAACCUGGGUCUUUGGGAUACAGCAGGACAAGAAGAUUAUGACCGGCUUCGCCCACUUUCCUACCCACAAACGGAUGUGUUUCUCAUCUGCUUCUCGCUUGUGAGUCCGGCUUCCUUUGAAAACGUCCGUGCCAAGUGGUACCCUGAGGUGAGACACCAUUGCCCCAACACUCCCAUCAUCCUGGUGGGUACCAAGCUGGAUCUAAGGGAUGACAAGGACACCACAGAAAAGCUGAAGGAGAAGAAGCUCUCCCCCAUUACAUAUCCACAAGGGCUGGCGAUGGCCAAAGAGAUCGGUUCAGUCAAGUACCUGGAGUGCUCAGCCUUGACCCAGCGCGGCCUUAAAACUGUGUUCGACGAGGCCAUCCGGGCCGUCCUCUGCCCCCCACCCGUCAAGAAGAAGGGGAAGAAGUGCACUCUCCUCUAAGACUUCCUCCACUGGGACGCUUGCGGGGGAUCAUGGUGAGAGGUGGCUAAAGAAACACACCAGUAUACACACAAAAACAUUGUACUUCAGAUUCUUUCCUUCCAUAAGUGUAGCUGCAGCAGAUCUACAAACGAUUUCCUUGAAAGAUUUGACGUAGGGUCAGAUGUAGGAGAAGGGGUUGGAAGAUGAUAGACCCUGGACCCGUGCUCUUUCCCAACAACACGUACUGUAUAAACAACACUAUGAAAUUCUUGAGGCCUUCUAAAGUGGAUUGGAUGUUUUGUAAAAUGAAAAUAUAAAAUGGACCGUGGAAUGUUUUAUCGUUUUGUUUCUCCACUGGUUGUCCACCUUUUGCUUUUGUUCUUUUGUUUAAAGUCUUAGUUGUUUUGUUUUAAGUGGAAGAAAUAUUGCCAAAUGCAUCUAGCAGACGUGCUGCAUUUUUAAAUCGAAAAUUAAAUUCACAUUCUAGUCUCAAACCUUUUUAAACUCACAAAACACUGAGGGCAGUUUGCUGUUGUGUGCCACUGCUUUGUUCAGCGCCAUAAUCAGUGGCAUUAUUUUUCUCUUUGCGCAACAGGGAACUUGAAUCUAAUCAUCUGUGAAGGUCUUUUUUUUUGCGUCAAAUCGCUGUUUGUGCGGCGUGAGUCUGUCCACUAGCUCGCUUCCAGUCGCAGCACGCAAUGUGUGGUGAUUCGUUGUCGUGGAUUUAACGACGCCUAAAACGUACUGAAGACUCUGACCGAGGGAAGUGGUCACCCGACCGACCGUGCUAUUAACCCCCCCCCAACGCGUUGAUAAAUCUAAAUAAUCCAGUAUUCCACGCGUUUGGCUCCAAUGGGACCUGUCAGGUUCAUCGUGUUUUUCAAUAUUUCCCUACUAGUGUAUCUCGACUGUAUGGCUGCCCACGAGUGCAACGCUGCAAAUCAUAUUGGAUCGGUGGAGGGGAACAAGAGCACCUUUUUUUUAAUGCUCUGUGGGCAUUUAUCAUAAUUAAAAAAACCAUGAUAUUUUAAUAGCAUCACUACUGGCUAAGCAAUGUCACUAAGAAGAGCAUUUACGGCCGCUAAUGACGGUGACAAGGCUGUUGUCGGUCGUGGUGUAGCAUACAGCGUACUCAUCUUUGUUUAUAAUCAUAUUAUUUGACUGUUUUUGUAUCCUUCUUUGCAGAAGUUACACUUCACUCACUGUAUUGUUUAAACUAACACUAUGAAUAUUGUUUUGUUUAUUACCUAUUCAGUUAACGCUACCUUAAUCUCCCUACAAGCCUAGCUUUUUGUAAUUAAUGCUGAUCGCAUGUACGUGCAACAUAUACUGAAAACUAAGAUUAGAAUUACAAUGGUUAUAUUUUUUUGCCCAUUAGAAAAAUGUACUUGAACCACUAGAUCAGGUGUUAAGUACAUGUUGCUCAUCUGUAUUGUAUUCAGACAUCAAGCUGUGCUUUAAUUGAAGACAAUGUUGUAACUCUUUAGACUGACGGAUAAAAGCUAUUGUCACUUUUUGAAAAGCCAAUAAAUUCAAGUAAAACCAA
Molecule: messenger RNA, 2631 nt
Organism: Pungitius pungitius (ninespine stickleback)
Lineage: Eukaryota; Metazoa; Chordata; Actinopteri; Perciformes; Gasterosteidae
Product: ras-related C3 botulinum toxin substrate 1
Exons: 6
Coding region: 525-1103 (192 amino acids)
Biological process (GO): establishment or maintenance of cell polarity; motor neuron axon guidance; engulfment of apoptotic cell
Cellular component (GO): cytoskeleton; dendritic spine; cytoplasmic vesicle
Molecular function (GO): GTP binding; GTPase activity; protein kinase binding
Source: RefSeq, a predicted model, not a curated record